CAGGAAAUGAUUAGGAAAAAAUGACAACCACUCAAAACUUUUUGUUGCUUUUGACCAUAGCCAGUUUUCACAGCGUGACAAAGGCUAGUUUUAUUUCAUCGAAUACGAAAGGUCUUCUAGCAGCGCUAGGUGAUUUCAACAACGACAAAUACACUGACAUAGUUUCGAUUGAUAAAAAUGGAACUGCUUCAAUCUGGUUCUACAAGAAGAAAGACAGCGAUGGAUCCCGCGUCUCUCGUGACUCGAUUAUGAAAUUGUCGCUAAAAACAGACGAACAGGCGGUCGGUGCAAUUCCUGGUGAUUUCAACGCCGAUAAUACCCUUGACCUGGCAGUUCUGGUUGAAAAUACAAAAGAUGAUCGGAUGUAUGAACUGAAAAUGUUCUACCAUGAUGUCCAGAACUCAAAAGAACUGGAAGCUUUCUCAUACGGCAACGGUUCAUCGCCGAUUGUUUUCAAUGGCCAGCCUCUGGUUUUGGACGUGAAUGGAGACCAGGUUCCGGAUUUCUUAGGCAAUGUGGAAGGCGGCUUUAAUUUAGUUCAUACCAUUGACGUGGGAAAUAUCAAAGCAUAUCAACCAAGUCCUUUCAAAGACAAGAGUGGAAACGUCAUCUCAGGAAAGUACAACCAAAACUGUGGACACUCAUUUGCCCAUGUUGUGGGAGACGAUCAACCUGAUAUUAUUCUGUGCUCCGAAACAACACUUGAAAUAUUCGAGGGAGACCGAGGACAGUACGAGAGCAGAGCAGAAAUCCCCUUUCCAGAAGGCAAGUCAGUCCAUGGAACUCCUAUCGUGGUUGAUGUUGAUUUAGACGGUAAACAGGAGAUUGUGCUCCCAGUAUGUACUGACGAUAAAUGCGAAGAGUCUGAAAUUUAUUACUAUGAUGUAGAAGAGGUCAGUGGUAACUAUUCUGAGAACAACUGGAAACUUUUUCACUCUUUCAAACCAGAGUCCAAGAGCUUCAUGCUCCAAGGAGUGGGAGAUACAAAAAUAGUGACGAAUAAUUUGAUUCUGAAAGCGGGGGAUGUUGAUUUCGAUGGGUAUCCUGACUUUCUGGUAGUCUUGAAGUCGUCCGAUAAACCGAAGCUGUUCUUGCUCCAAAAUAUAAAAUGUGUCGGGAAAGAUGAGUGCAACGGGGCCAGAGGACUUUUCACGCGGGAUCUCAAUUUAGGAGAUGUCGAGACGGCUACGUUCUUUGACUAUAAGGAAGAUGGAGGGAAUAAUUUGAUCUACUCGUACUACAAAAAUGGAGAGUACUUUAUGGAGAAUAAAGAUAUAAGUGACAAGGGGGAUUCUGCGUUUUUGAAGGUCAUGGUUAUCGGAGGCCAUUGUGGACCAGGAGGAAGUGGAGCCGAGGAUUGUAAAUUUGGAGAAGAUGUGAACUACGGGGCUAAUUUGCCCGGACCAACUAUCAGGUACGAAACCCAUGGAUCUGAUGGCAAGUCUCGUAAAUCAGUGUGGACUCAACUAUCUCAAUCAACCCAUCAAGCCCUCCAGUCGCCUUCAGUCAUUUUUGGACUGGGACAAGUUCCCAACUUCGUUGAAAAACUAACUAUAACACUAGCCACCAGAGAGGGAGGGAAAGUGGCGGAAGCGUCGAUGGAAAACGUGAUUCCUAACUCACAGCUCAUUUUGAUUCCAUAUCCUCCAGACAAGCCUUCGAAAUGGACGUUCCAGUUGCUGCUCACUCCCAGUGACAUCAUCUGGAAGUUCGCAAUUGCCUUGUUCAGUGUGGUUGUGGUGCUUGGCAUAAUUGUUCUCAUACUGCAGUAUCAAGAGAAACGAGAAGACGAUGCAGAAAAACGCGAAGAGGCGCAUAAGUUCCACUUUGACGCCAUGUGAAAAAUGAUGACAAGGACUCAGUUUAUAUUUAGGUCUACUGCUUUUUUUCUGCUUAAGUUGUAGCAGGGCAAUGAAUAGUGAAUAGGAGUUGCAUAAAUUUGAAAACAAUAACCGAUAGCUGUGCAAACUUGCAGGGCACCGAAUAUUUUGAUCACUUCUGUAAAAAAUUCGGACGAAAAAAAAAUUAAGACGUUUUUGUGCGAUUUCAUUUCUUAACACUUCGUAAAUGCGCCAAUUGGCUGUUUUAUUUGGUACCUGCGUUAUAGCGUUGAAAGAAAAGCAACCACACAAAAAUCUUACCUUCGGUACACGUGUUAAUGGUCUUGGCAGGGCGACCAUUCGUAACAGGCGACGAUUCGUAAGAAGCGACAAUUGGUAACAAGGCAUUGGCAAGUAGAAAGUAGAGUACGCUUGCUCCGCUGCGCUUUUAUCCAGCAAGAGGAAAACUGCGCGUGAAUCAGUGAUCAUCGGUAUAUCUUCUGUUACGAGUUAUCGAUUGUAACGAAUUGUCGCCUGCCACGAAUUUUCCACUCACGAACGGUCUUGUGGUUAUUUUAAUUAUACGAACCAAAAUAUUUUUUGAAGAGGGUUGUGCGCUCGGCGUGUUCCACGUUUUGCAAGAUAAACUUAGCAGUGGGCCUUGAAUAGCUUGUGUUGAAUUGGUGCUUGGAUCAAUCGAAUUUAUUAAAAUAACUGCUGUUUUUCUGGGAACUAUUAGUAUGUAUAUCAUAGCGUUUUAAAUUCUCUCGAAAUCAUAAUGUUAAGCAUGUACAUACAGUUGAAGUUAGUUUAAUAAAAAAAAUCUUAAUCUUGUUA
Symsagittifera roscoffensis is the source of this 2657-nucleotide messenger RNA. Its product is annotated as T-cell immunomodulatory protein-like. Gene Ontology annotation, cellular component: plasma membrane. The transcript is spliced from 3 exons. The coding region runs from base 21 to 1841 and encodes 606 amino acids. Lineage: Eukaryota; Metazoa; Xenacoelomorpha; Acoela; Convolutidae. The record is from RefSeq and is a predicted model, not a curated record.